Messenger RNA from Perkinsus marinus ATCC 50983, 699 nucleotides. Its product is annotated as Enolase, putative. Gene Ontology annotation, biological process: glycolytic process. The coding region runs from base 1 to 699 and encodes 232 amino acids. The transcript is spliced from 2 exons. Gene Ontology annotation, cellular component: phosphopyruvate hydratase complex. NCBI's taxonomy places the organism in Eukaryota, Perkinsozoa, Perkinsida, Perkinsidae. The record is from RefSeq and is a predicted model, not a curated record. Gene Ontology annotation, molecular function: magnesium ion binding; phosphopyruvate hydratase activity.
AUGUCAUUCGCAAAGACCCACCAAAUUCUACUCACUCAGUCGAUCAGCGAUCAGUCGCGAUGGGGAGAGGCCAUCAAGAAGUCUGGCCAUGAGGAUACCUGCCGUAUUGGUUGCGAUUUCGCUGCCUCUGAGAUCUAUGAUGCCAAGACUGGCAAGUAUGACCUCGACUUCAAGAACCCCGAGCCUCAUGCCGAUGCCGAGCUGACCGGUGAUGAGUUCAUCAAGUACCAGGAGGAUCUUAUGAACAAGUAUCCUUUCGUCUUCAUUGAGGAUCCCUUCGAUGAGAACGAUUGGGCGACCUUCGCCAAGUUCACCGCCAAGGACGGUAAGGAGAUCCAGAUUGUCGGUGAUGAUCUUCUUGUUACCAACCCCAAGCGUAUCCAAAAGGGUAUCAACGAGAAGUCUGUGAACGCCCUUCUUCUCAAGGUUAACCAGAUAGGUUCAAUCACCGAGUCUAUCGAGGCCAACAAUAUGGCCGUUAACGCCGGCUGGACCGUCAUGGUUUCCCAUCGUUCCGGUGAGACUGAGGAUACCUUCAUCGCCGAUCUUGUCACUGGUCUUGGCACUUGCCAAAUCAAGACUGGUGCCCCCUGCCGUACUGAGCGUCUUUGCAAGUACAAUCAGCUUAUGCGUAUUGAGGAGGAGCUCGGUGAUAAGGCCACUUACGCUGCGGGCCGCAAUUUCCCUCGUUGUCAGUAA